Molecule: messenger RNA, 228 nt
Organism: Staurois parvus
Lineage: Eukaryota; Metazoa; Chordata; Amphibia; Anura; Ranidae
Source: the annotation of a GenBank genome assembly
AUGGCAAGGGGACAGCAGAAGAUACAAUCCCAACAAAAGAAUGCCAAGAAGCAAGCUGAAAAGAAGAAACAUGGGAAUGAUCAGAAGGCUGCCGCAAAGGCAGCUUUAGUCUUCACAUGUCCUGUGUGCAGGACACAGAUGCCAGACCCUAAAACGUUCAAGCAGCACUUUGAAAGCAAACAUCCUAAGUCUCCGAUGCCUCCAGAACUAGUUGAUGUGCAGGCAUAA